Messenger RNA from Linderina pennispora, 2717 nucleotides. RefSeq names its product sulfate permease. The transcript is spliced from 6 exons. Gene Ontology annotation, biological process: transmembrane transport. Gene Ontology annotation, cellular component: membrane. The record is from RefSeq and is a predicted model, not a curated record. Gene Ontology annotation, molecular function: sulfate transmembrane transporter activity. The coding region runs from base 463 to 2580 and encodes 705 amino acids. NCBI's taxonomy places the organism in Eukaryota, Fungi, Kickxellomycota, Kickxellomycetes, Kickxellales, Kickxellaceae.
UCCCAAAGAGGGGCCCAAUUGCAUCAUCUUCCUCUCAAUCACGCAAUGGCUUAUUGACGUUUAUCAGUUUUUUCUUUGCUGGGAGCGGGUGAGGGAUGUGUCCUUCCCAGGUCCAUCCUUCCAUUCGUGGUAGAGUCGAUCUUUACAUAAUGUAUGGCCUUUUCUAUGUGGAAAAUGUAGACAAGCACAAUCAGACAGGUCAUCCAGCGACUGAUCAGGCGGGGUAAAGCAACCAGAGGCGUAAAAAGCAUAUUCCUUCACCUCCUGGCCAUCGCUGUUCUAUAUUUGCCUCCCUAUAAAUUCCGGAUUCUACUGCAGCCAGCAGCCAUGUUUCCACGCCUUACUAGCUUUCUUUUCCACCCAGUCCUGCUAUCUGCUAGCGCAUAAUUAGCAUUACCUUCCAUUAUCCAGCACUCACCUAAUACUAGUGUCUCAUCUCUUCGGCAAUCCCACCCCCUUCCCAUGUCCGUCUCCAGCCAGCCGGCUACUGGCCCGACUGUGAACUACGUCGAGCCGCGUGCAUCCACAAAGCAGUGGCUGAAGGACAAUGUUGUGCCCUCAAAACAGACAUCGGUCAACUAUGUCAAGUCGCUGUUCCCGAUCGCAACCUGGAUCUACCGCUACAACUGGACCUGGUUCCUUGGCGAUGCAGUUGCUGGCCUUACAGGCAUGGCCUAUGCCAAGCUGGCCCAGCUGCCGCCCGAGUUUGGUCUCUACUCAUCGUUCGUUGGCUGUGCGCUCAAGGAUAUUACAAUCGGACCUGUUGCUGUGAUGUCGACGCUCUUGGGCAACAUUCUGCACGACUACAAAGACACGCCUUGGAUAGUCGCUGGCUGCAUGUCAGUAGUCCUCGGCUGUAUCGUGACCGGGCUCGGCCUUUUGCGUCUUGGCUUUAUUGUUGACUUUAUUCCGCUCCCCGCGAUUGCUGCGUUCAUGACCGGCUCGGCCCUCAACAUCGCCAUGGGCCAGAUCCCGACUCUGAUGGGCAACAACUCGGUCAAGGCAUACAAUACCCGUGCGUCUACGUAUCUGGUGUUUGGCAACUUCUUCAAGUACAUCAAGUCGUGCAAUAUCAACUCUGCGGUUGGCCUGACUGCGCUGUUCCUUCUCUAUCUGAUCAGGUGGGGGUGCAAGGCUGCUGGCAAGCGGUGGCCCCAGAGGGAGCGCCAGUUCUUCUUCCUCAGCACUCUGCGCACGGCAUUCGUCAUUCUGCUGUACACGCUCAUCUCGUACCUUGUCAACCGCAACUCGCGCGCCAAGCCAAAGUUCUCCAUCCUGGGCACUGUCCCCAAAGGCUUCCAGCACAUUGACGUCCCCCAUGUCAACUCGGACAUCCUCAGUGCUGUCUCGGGCCAUAUUCCGGCAGCCAUCAUUGUGCUGAUCAUUGAGCAUAUCUCGAUUUCCAAGUCGUUUGGCCGCAUCAACAACUACACCAUCAAUCCGAACCAGGAGCUGAUUGCCAUCGGUAUCACCAAUAUCUUUGGCCCGUUCUUCGGCGCAUACCCGGCCACCGGCUCGUUCUCGCGUACCGCCAUCAAGGCCAAGGCCGGUGUACGCACGCCGCUCGCUGGAGUGAUCACUGCGGUCAUGGUUGUGUUCGCCAUCUAUGUCCUGCCCCCGGUCUUCUUCUACAUCCCGAACGCCCUGCUGGCUGCUGUCAUUAUCCACGCUGUCGGUGACCUGAUCUCGGGCCCCAAGACCAUCAUGCAGUUCUGGAAGAUCUCGCCCAUCGAAUUUUUCAUCUUCUGGGCUGGUGUCCUCGUCUCGGUGUUCUCGUCCAUUGACAACGGUAUCUACACCUCGGUCGCCGCUUCUGCUGCACUGCUGCUGUUCCGCAUCGCCAAGGCGCAGGGCAAGUUUGUCGGCAAGAUCAAGGUCUACGAGCAGAAGCUGCUGAGCGAGGACAACAACGAAAAGUCCACUGAGUCUCGCCACGCUUUUGUGCCGCUUGACCACUCUGACGGCACCAACCCCUCGGUCAAGCCCACGCCCCCGCCCAGCGGCAUCUUCAUCUACCGGCUUAACGAGAGCUACCUGUAUCCCAACGCUGUGCAUUUCACUGACCACAUGGUCGAGCAGAUCCUUCUCGAGACCCGGCCCGGUGUGCUCAACCCGUAUGGCUCUCUCGGAAACCGGCCCUGGAACGACCCAGGACCUCGUCACAAGUCCGAGUCCGACAUUGACACCUCGAAGCCCGAGCUGCGUGCUGUCAUUCUGGACUUCUCUGGUGUCUCCAACGUGGAUAUCACUUCGGUGCAGAACCUGACCGAUGUCCGCCAGCAGCUCGACCGCCAUGCCGACUGCAGCUCGCAGUGGAUCCGCCGGUCUCUGAUUGCUGCUGGCUUUGGCUCCUCGGAAACUGCCACUCGCACUGUGUUCAGUGUCGCCAACAGUCACUGCUGCAUCAGGACUAGCUGCCACUCGAUCCAGGUCUGCAUUUACGAUGAGGAGAGCUUGUUGGCAUGGUCCAUGCACCUUGCGCUCCCUGUGCUCAGCACUGAGUAUCCCAACUUCCACAUCGACCUCGACGAGGCGCUCAAGGCUGCCGAGGCAGAGCUUGGUCUGUACGAGACCUACUAGUUCCAUUUUAAUUCUCCAAUCCAUUGUCCAGGCACUGUCCACAAGAAAUGUGCUAGCCACGUAUCUGCUGCCUGAGGGUGAUGUGGUGAAAGAUAUGAACCUGUAUGUAUCCAAAAUUUGUCGAGAAUAAAUACGCG